Molecule: messenger RNA, 1191 nt
Organism: Babesia microti strain RI
Lineage: Eukaryota; Apicomplexa; Aconoidasida; Piroplasmida; Babesiidae
Product: Probable E3 ubiquitin-protein ligase HERC1
Exons: 8
Coding region: 1-1191 (396 amino acids)
Source: RefSeq, a predicted model, not a curated record
AUGUGGAGUGUCAUUAGAGAGUUAUGUAAUAAUAUUAUGUCAUUAAAUCCAUAUAUAUCCACUAAAGAUUCUCAAACAUAUCCAAAUUGGUCUGUAUAUUCUGCUUGCGUUGAUCCAAAAUUGAGUUUAUUUUUAGAGUCUAAUAAAUGGCGCCUAAUACGUUAUCAUCGUACUCUUACAAUAGGAUUAGACGAAAAUGGGCGGUUAAUGGUAUAUAAAGAUAACUGUGUGAAAUGUAUAACAGUUGACCCGUCUAUUUUGGAUGUUCAAAUGUCUAAUGAACAUUUAUUUGUACAUUAUAAGUCUGGACAGGUCAAAAUGGCUCGAGAUUUUGUUAAAAAAUUGAAAUUUGACCCACAGUAUAUGGAUAAUUUGCCUGUUCCAGGCCUACUUCUAGGGCUAGGGCGCAUAGUAAACAUGUCAAUAGGAAUAAAUCAUGCUGGAUUUGUCACUAGUGAUGGCGAUUUAUACAUUGGUGGAAACAAUUUUUAUGGACAAUCAGGACAAAAGCCCAAAAAAUUACAUCUUUCCUCGGCAAAUUACCAGCUAAACAGUUAUACUGACCACUCAGAUGAAAUUGAAUUGGUGCCAUAUAAAAAGAUUAUGAACGGUAUAAAAAAGGUAUCAUGCGCCGCUAGACACACAAUUUGUCUAGAUAAAUUGGGAAAUGUUUACAGUUUUGGAGAUGAUUCACAGAUACAGUUAGGGCUGGGUGAUACUAGGGGCACAGCAAUUAACAAAGUAAGGGAUGUCAACAUAAAAUCCAUGGCCCCGAUCACUACCGCAAUUCCUCUUAAACAUUUAGUUACUUAUAAACCUAGAGAAAGGCAUCUGCAAUACAUCCCCCAAAAAUUACCAAUAACAGCUGAUGACAUAAUCACUGGCGAAGAUUUCACCGUUAUCAAAUCUAAUAACACCCUUUUCGCUUGCGGAAACAAUGUUCACGGACAAUGUGGGAAUAACCUCACUACACACCACCAAAUGUUGUUGCCCAUUAAGUUGCCCAAAUGUCACAUUAGAAGUGUAAGCUGUGGAAGGCAACACUGUGUGGCACAGCUCAGCGACGGCAAUACAUAUGGUUGGGGAUUUUUGGGAUUACCCAAUGUGUACGGUAUCGUUUGCCCGCCUAAGAAAGUUGAUUUGCAAGGCAAUAUUUUUUGCAAUGAAGAUGUAACGAUUGUGAAUUAUUGA